This is a messenger RNA of Cucurbita pepo subsp. pepo (vegetable marrow), 1634 nucleotides long. RefSeq names its product 2-oxoglutarate (2OG) and Fe(II)-dependent oxygenase superfamily protein. NCBI's taxonomy places the organism in Eukaryota, Viridiplantae, Streptophyta, Magnoliopsida, Cucurbitales, Cucurbitaceae. Gene Ontology annotation, molecular function: oxidoreductase activity, acting on paired donors, with incorporation or reduction of molecular oxygen; L-ascorbic acid binding; iron ion binding. Gene Ontology annotation, biological process: collagen metabolic process. The record is from RefSeq and is a predicted model, not a curated record.
UUUUUAAUAUAUGUAUAAACCGUGUUUAAUAUCUAUUCUGUUCUCUAUUUAAAUUUUGUACCGGCUUCAUCGAUGGCGCGUGUUUAUGAGAGAGGGAUACAUAGAGAAGCAGCAGUCGCCUCGCCAUAGAGGAUUUCAUUCGAUUGUUGUUGCAAAUUGGGAUAUCGCUUUCGGUAUAUUUUUAUGGUCAAGGGCAUUCCAUCCGAUUACUGCCAUCGAAACGAGAGACGGAGAAUUGGAUGAAAAUGGGAGACGAAGCGGAGAUCAAUCAGCGGCGGCGUCUCAUUCUGGAAAAUUUCUUAACCCUCGAAGAAUGCAGGGAACUGGAGUUCAUCCAUAAGAGCUGCUGUACGGUGGGUUAUAGACCAUACGUCUUCUCCACCACUCUCUUGCAUCUUGUUGUCUCUAAUUCUGCUCAUUUGAUCAUGCCUUUUGUUUCGAUUAGAGAGCGGUUGAAGGAGAAAGCGGAGGAGUUCUUUGGCUGUGAAUAUGAGCUCUUCGUCGAGUUCACUGGCUUGAUAAGCUGGACCAGGGGAGCAAGGAUUGGAUGGCAUAGUGACGACAACCGGCCCUAUCUAAAACAACGUGAAUUUACAGCAGUGUGUUACUUGAAUAGUUAUGGAGUAGAUUUCGAAGGUGGGCUGUUUCACUUUCAGGACGGGGAACCAAAAACUAUCUCGCCUCUUUGUGGAGAUUGUGUGAUGUACACGGCUGACAGCCUCAAUGUUCAUUCUGUUGAUGAGGUAACCAGUGGAGAAAGACUUACGCUGACAUUAUGGUUCACCCGUGAUAGUUCCCAUGAUGAAGAUGCAAAACUUCUUUCCCUUCUUUCACAAAGCCAUUUACACGAUCGUCUUCCUGACUCAUGCCUACCUCAGCCUCCAUCCUGUAAUAUGUAUUGGUUUUCACCAAAAGACGAUCCAAAUUUCAAGUUCGGUUUUGAUAUAUGUUGGGCAAGACUGCAUGCGCUAGGAUACGGCAUUUAUUUUCCUCAGGACCAUAGUUUGUCAGAGUAUCCAGAUUUAUUCUCACAGGAUGUACAAUUAGUACGUGGUAAUAAGAUCUUCUCUCAGAAGUUUGAUAGCAUUUUGCAUGCACUUCAGGUAGUGCAAUUUCUAUAUUGGAAAGGCAAAGAAUUGGAUUCUACUAACUCCAAGGAAGAUUCAAGCUAUGCAGAAGGUUUAUCUCCAAAGAGAAAUGUGGGAGUCGAUUACUUUAAAUCCGAGUUCUCAAAGGACAAUGCACUGGCGGAGUCAGUCUUCUUGUAUGCUAGUUCUGAUGUCAAGGAGAAGCAACACCGGUUGGGGUGGGCUAAGCUUGCUGCAGUAGCAGCAGCUUGGGAAGAUUAUGCUUCUAAUUUAAGGAGAGAACUCCUUCGGAGCUUCGUCCAUUGGAGAACCAGUCAAUCCAUAUACAGUGUUCCAUAUGGUAGUUGACUCUUCCACUUCUGGGAUAGUGGCAGUCUCAAAUGCUAAAAGUAGCUGAGCUUCAAGGUUAGUUAUGGGCCUUUGUACAGCUUAACUAGAUUUUACUUGUCCCAAGUGUGCAAUCCUUUGUGUUAUAUUCUUACCCUUUUCAACGAUUUAGCCAUUUUUCACAGUUUUUAAAGGGAUAUCAUUUCUGUUUCUAGAAAA